Molecule: messenger RNA, 2641 nt
Organism: Thunnus maccoyii (southern bluefin tuna)
Lineage: Eukaryota; Metazoa; Chordata; Actinopteri; Scombriformes; Scombridae
Gene: htra3a
Product: HtrA serine peptidase 3a
Exons: 11
Coding region: 1020-2381 (453 amino acids)
Biological process (GO): proteolysis
Cellular component (GO): extracellular region
Molecular function (GO): serine-type endopeptidase activity; protein binding
Source: RefSeq, a predicted model, not a curated record
GAGACAAGCAGUGGCAAAGUAUCAUCACACAUACGCACAUAGACACACACUGACAAAGGCUGUGCCUACACACACACACGCACUCACUGACUGCGUGGGGUACAGAGCACAUCUGGAGAGGAUAUAGAAUAUGAUAACAGACGGUGCAGUGUCAUCAGUAUAAGGUGUCAGCAGUAGCGUUGCCUUACACUGCCCCCAUGUGGAAAACUGGCCUCAUGCUGCUCAUGGACCAAACUUAAAGACACAAUCUGUAAAUACAGGAAACUGAUGUUGCGCACUGCUUCUUUACAUCAGUAAAACUAGAGUAAAACAGACCUGUUUUUGAAUUGUGUCUGGUUUAGAAACACAGAAACUGUUCAAUUAUCAAUGUGAAUUUGUUUGAAAGGUGAAACAGGUUUAACAGGUUUGCAGUCCCAUAAUUACCUCACCGUCAUUCAUUUUACAUUUGGUGCUUUACAGCCACAAACAGAAUUUAGGUGAAAACACAAUGAUAUUACAUUCUUAUCUUCUUUUUUAGGCUAGCAGGUGAUACAAGGACAACAUAUGAAAUAAAAAAACAAAACAAAAAACAACCCAAAAUACACACAAAAACACUGGUUAUUAAAAAUGCAGCUACAACACUUACUGCCUGCAGGCAGCCUAUUAAAAUUGAAAAAAUAAAGCUUUUUUUGCCUGUAGGUGGCAACAUCAAUAUAUUAGUCUAUCAAUGGUCCACAUCUGCAAGUCAACUGCUGGAACCUUCUUAUUUAGGUGGUGCAUGUUGCCAGGAUUAGAAUAUGUCCGAACAGCUUCCCUUGUGGGGAACCUGCAACCUGCAAAAUGUGAAUGAGUGAGUUUUUGAGCUCAUAUGUGUGAGAAGAUCCAUAAGAAGUCCACAUUAAAAAGCGGCGUUUCUCUUUGCGCACGACUUCACCGGAGCCGUGCGCUCUGACAGGUGCGCCUCCCGCUGCGACGUGAGCUUGUGUCCGAGCCCCAGCUGUCCCGGCGGGUACGUCCCGGACCUGUGUAACUGCUGCCUGAUGUGUUCACCGGGCGAUGGAGACCCCUGCGGCCGCACAAACGACCUGCCCUGCGGGGAUGGCUUGGAGUGCAAGCUGCUCACUGCGGGGAGGCGGCGAGGCUCCGAGGGGGUCUGCCGGUGCAAGAUGGAGUAUGAAGUGUGUGGAAGCGACGGGAAAACGUAUGAUAAUGUAUGUAAGAUGAGAGCAGCCAACCGUAAAGCUCUGCAGAAGGGGAGACCCGCAGUUAGCCAAGCGCACAGAGGACCCUGCUCACCUUCAGACACAGGUCAUGCCCUGGUCCAUCCCAACAGCCCUCGCUACAAGUUCAACUUCAUCGCUGAUGCAGUGGAGAAAAUAGCCCCUGCUGUUGUCCACAUUGAGCUGUUCGUAAGACAUCCUAUGUUCAGUCGCAACGUGCGUCUCUCCAGCGGCUCUGGUUUUAUCGUGACCCACUCAGGUAUGAUUGUGACCAACGCUCAUGUGGUAACCACAGCUGCCACAGUCACAGGGAGGCCCCAGCUGCGUGUUCAGCUCCAUGAUGGCGACGCGUACGAGGCCGUGGUCAGAGAGGUAGACAGCAAGGCAGACAUCGCCACAAUCAAGGUCAAUCCUCAGAAGAACCUUCCUGUGCUGUCUCUGGGCUGCUCAGCUGAUCUGAGGCCAGGGGAGUUUGUCGUGGCGAUUGGCAGCCCCUUUGCUCUGCAGAACACUGUCACCACCGGCAUCGUCAGCACCGCCCAGAGAGACGGCAAGGAGCUGGGCAUCGUGGACUCAGACAUGGACUACAUCCAGACUGAUGCUAUCAUUAAUUACGGCAAUUCUGGAGGACCUCUUGUUAACCUGGAUGGUGAAGUGAUAGGCAUCAACACCUUGAAAGUGACAGCAGGGAUCGCUUUUGCUAUACCGUCAGACAGAAUCAGCCGCUUUCUCACAGAGUCUCAGACCAAACAUAGCAGAGAUCAGGGGUCAGAGCCCGAGGAAAACGAAGUCUCACUUGUUCUGACAGAUAAGACCAAAUUUCAAAGAGGAUAUACAGAGAACCCACAGUCUGAUACAGAGGUAUCAGGAGUGAAGAAACGCUUCUUAGGCAUCCGAAUGCUCACAAUCACCAAAAUUCUAGUAGCACAGCUGAAACAUCAGAAUCCAGACUUUCCUGACGUCAGCAGUGGAGUUUUGGUGCAACAGGUCAUACCCAACACUCCGGCAGAAAAUGGAGGUAUUAUGGACGGUGAUGUUAUUGUGAAGGUGAACGGUCGACCAGUCCAGACCACCGAGGACAUCCACGAGGUGUUGCGAGGAGACCAGCCUCUCCUGCUUGAGAUUUGCAGAGGAAAUGAUGACUUACUGUUCAACAUUCAACCACAUUUUACGGAGUAUUGAAGAAAGGGAUUAUUCAUUUGCAAACAACUGUUGGGCAGGACUCAUUUCCUGUCAUCUUUUUUUACCAGCCUGAUGUAUAUUUUGUUUGGUACCUUUUGUUCUGAAUGAUCUGCAAAAUUUGAAAUGUGUUGUAUCAUAUAUAUGGUAGUUUUUUGUUGUUGUUUUUUUUAUAAUACUUCAAAUACUGCAGAGGAAAAUACAUUGCACUAUAUACUGUAUGAGGCUCAGAGAGUUUCAGAAUAAAAGCUUCCAAAGAAGUA